GAAGAACAUUUCGAUUCUUACUAGCUGGAUCUGAAAGAUUCCAGAGUCAUUUGAGGGUUGGACACUAGUCAUUGACUUACCACUGUUAGAAGAUUUUCACUCCUUGUAGAGGAGGAUUCUUUUUGGAAAGACUGUGGGGCCUAAUGCUGGUAUUUGGGAUACUGUGGCUGAGUGGCUUUAAGAACAUAGAGCAGGAAAGCAUUUACAAAUGUCUUAUUUUAUUCCAAAACUGAAUUUACUUUUGAUCACUUCAUUUAUAAGAUCCAUCAUGUUACACAGAAUGGAGGACUGUAUAAAAGACCAUUUAACGAAGCUUUUGAGGAAACACCCAUGCUGGUUGCUGUGCUUACUUAUGUGGGGUAUGGUGUACUCACCCUCUUUGGAUACCUUCGAGAUUUCUUGAGGCAUUGGAGAAUUGAAAAGUGUCACUAUGCAACAGAAAGAGAAGAGCAAAAGGACUUUGUGUCAUUGUAUCAGGAUUUUGAAAACUUCUAUACAAGGAACCUUUACAUGAGGAUUAGGGACAACUGGAAUCGACCAAUCUGUAGUGUGCCUGGAGCCAGGGUGGACAUCAUGGAGAGACAGUCUCAUGAUUACAACUGGUCAUUCAGGUACACAGGGAAUACAAUUAAAGGUGUUAUAAACAUGGGUUCCUACAACUAUCUUGGAUUUGCACGGAAUACCGGAUCAUGUCAGGAGGCAGCUGCCAAAGUCCUAGAGGAAUAUGGAGUUGGCGUGUGCAGCACUCGACAGGAAAUUGGAAACCUGGACAAGCAUGAAGAACUAGAAAAACUUGUGGCAAGUUUCUUGGGAGUAGAAGCUGCUAUGGCAUAUGGCAUGGGGUUUGCAACAAAUUCAAUGAACAUUCCUGCUCUUGUUAGCAAAGGUUGCUUGAUUCUGAGUGAUGAACUGAACCAUGCAUCACUGGUUCUAGGAGCCCGACUCUCAGGAGCAACCAUUCGAAUCUUCAAACACAACAAUAUGCAAAGCCUAGAGAAGCUAUUGAAAGAUGCCAUUGUCUAUGGUCAGCCUCGGACACGAAGGCCCUGGAAGAAGAUUCUAAUCCUUGUGGAGGGAAUAUAUAGCAUGGAGGGAUCUAUUGUUCGCCUUCCUGAAGUGAUUGCCCUUAAGAAGAAGUACAAGGCGUACUUGUAUCUAGAUGAAGCUCACAGCAUUGGGGCUCUGGGCCCUGCAGGCCGAGGUGUGGUAGAUUACUUUGGCCUGGAUCCUGAGGAUGUGGACAUUAUGAUGGGAACAUUCACCAAGAGCUUUGGUGCUUCUGGAGGAUACAUUGGAGGCAAGAAGGAGCUGAUAGACUACCUGCGAACACAUUCUCAUAGUGCAGUUUACGCCACGUCCAUGUCACCACCUGUUGUGCAACAGAUCAUCACCUCCAUGGAGUGCAUCAUGGGGAAGGAUGGCACCACCCUGGGCAAAGAGUGUAUACAACAGUUAGCUGAAAAUACCAGGUAUUUCAGGAGACGUCUGAAAGAGAUGGGCUUCAUCAUCUAUGGAAAUGAAGAUUCUCCAGUGGUGCCUUUGAUGCUCUACAUGCCAGCCAAAAUCGGCGCCUUUGGACGGGAGAUGCUGAAGCGGAACAUUGGAGUAGUUGUGGUGGGAUUUCCGGCUACCCCGAUCAUUGAGUCCAGAGCCAGGUUUUGCCUGUCGGCAGCUCAUACCAAAGAAAUACUUGAUACUGCUUUAAAGGAGAUAGAUGAAGUCGGGGACCUGUUGCAGCUGAAGUAUUCCCGUCAUCGGUUGGUACCUCUGCUGGACAGGCCCUUUGAUGAGACUACGUAUGAAGAAACAGAAGACUGAGCCUUUUUAGUGCUCCCUUAAAGAAUCUCUUCCUCACCCAGGACAGUGUGUGGCCUUCUGAGCCAGGUCCAGGAACCACACUUCUGUGGCCGUCUCAUGUGAAAGACAUUUUCUCAGCUCCUGACGGUGGCCACCUCCACUCUAAGUGGCAUUUUGUAAAUAGUGAAAAACUGCUUCACGUCUUCCUUUGCUACAUUUCACCUUUUAAAAAAGGUGACUCACUUUGCUAUUUUGUCCAUUAAAAAUGUUUUAUUUUAUAACUAUUCUACUUGUGAAAUCACGCUGACCCUAGCCUGUCUCUGCUGACCACUCAGGCACCUCGCAGACUUGGGCCCAUCUGCAGCUUCUGGCCCCGGCAGCCCAGCCGCGACGCACCUGCCCUCCCUGAGAGCGAGUGCCUUCCGCUGACGUCCCUCCGGGCCCCGAGGCUGCCGGCCUUGGAGCCCUUCUCUAGCCAGUCAAGUAACCAACCAAAGGGUUCUGCUUUUAGUCUUAAGUUUAGCCUUUUUAAAAAACCAGUAAACACUAACACUCUUGAAAUCCCCCCUCGCUGUGUAACUCUCCCUGGUCUAGAGCCUCCCAAGGCUUGGUCUCGUUCCAUUUACUGGAAUAGAACAAGGGUGUCUUCGUUCACCACCAAAUACUUCUUCACGAUGCUCACUGUCUGAGGUUAUGUCCAAUUUCUGGGUCCUUCCCAAGCUCUAAGCUAACCCCACAUCUAUUUGGAACACUUACAUUGUUUCAAAGGUCCCACAUCCCAGCCUGAUCAGACCUCCCUGGUGAA
This is a messenger RNA of Molossus molossus (Pallas's mastiff bat), 2602 nucleotides long. It is a transcript of the gene SPTLC2, whose product is annotated as serine palmitoyltransferase long chain base subunit 2. The transcript is spliced from 14 exons. The coding region runs from base 331 to 1818 and encodes 495 amino acids. Gene Ontology annotation, molecular function: pyridoxal phosphate binding; serine C-palmitoyltransferase activity. Gene Ontology annotation, cellular component: serine palmitoyltransferase complex. The record is from RefSeq and is a predicted model, not a curated record. NCBI's taxonomy places the organism in Eukaryota, Metazoa, Chordata, Mammalia, Chiroptera, Molossidae. Gene Ontology annotation, biological process: sphingosine biosynthetic process; ceramide biosynthetic process.